Molecule: messenger RNA, 1411 nt
Organism: Pseudonaja textilis
Lineage: Eukaryota; Metazoa; Chordata; Lepidosauria; Squamata; Elapidae
Source: RefSeq, a predicted model, not a curated record
AUGUCCCUCAUGGAUCUGAGAGUCCUCUUGGGUGAACCUGAUCCAGGGCGAUUUUUCUACCAGAGGCUGGUGGAGUUCAUGUCCAGCGGUCCCAUGAGGGUUUACAUCCUGGCUCACGAGGAAGCCAUCACACGCUGGAGACGGCUGAUGGGUCCCACCAAGGUGUAUCGUGCCCGCCACACGGCCCCAGAGUCCAUCCGCGGCAGUUUGGGCCUCACGGACACCCGGAACAGCGUCCAUGGCUCAGACUCUGCAGCCUCAGCUAGCAAGGAAAUUGCCUUCUUCUUCCCAGAUUUCAGCGAAGAGGAGUGGCACCAACGUGAGGAGCCGCAGCUCCGUAGAGAAACGUUUGGACCUUCGGAGGUCAUCCGUUGCCACCUGAAAGAUGGGGCAGGAUAAACCAGCUCGAACCACCUCCUCCUCCUCUCAGGGAUGUCACCUGGGCCUCUGCCAUGACCCAGUAGGUGGCCCUCAGGAGCUUCAUUACAGCCUGCGCACUUUGCCGUUGGGAGACACUCAAUGGAGAGGGGGCUCUGCUCCUCUUCCUGUGCCAAAGACCAGGCUCAACACGCGUGUGCCAUGUGCCGUUGAGUCUCCUCUUCCGUGGGAUGUUUCAGGCGACAAGGGCAGGGUUUCCAGGCUGGGCUGGGGAGAUCAGUCUUCAUGGGAUCUCUUGAAGUGCCUGGGACCAAGGAGGACGUCGAGAAGGUGGGACCCUAACCAGGAUAGACCUGCCACCCAACUAGAAUGGUCUUGAGUUACUCUCUGGAAGUUGAGUCAUGGGAACUGGAUUUCUAAGAAGAAAUUGGAUGGUCUUCUUGGGAGAACUGGACUUCUAAGAAGAAUUUGAAAAACAUCUAAGAACUGGACUUGAACUGGGCUGGACUUCCAAGAAGAAAUUGGAAGGUCUUAUCAGGGGAACUGGACUUCUAAGAAGAAUUUGAAGAACAUGUAAGUCUUAGAAGAACUGGAAGAACUUCUAAGAACUGGACUUGAACUGGGUUGGACUUCUAAGAAGAACUGCAAGCCCAGUUGCCAGGACUCAACAUCCAGGAAACAUUAUGUCGAUGACUGAGAAUUUUUAUUGACUCUUAGGUUAAUAAGAGUUAACCUAAGGUUAACCUGGUUUCUGAGACAGAUUUUGCCUGGGUGCCAAUGAACCUUUCUGCUUGUGGAUUUACACACUGGACCUCCAUUUUUUUGGGGGGGGGGGCACAGUCCUACCCCAGGCAGCUGUAAGAUGGACACGCUCCCCAUCUUGUGCUUAAGACCUCUGACCUCUUGCUGGCGACCUGGAAGUGGAACGGAGCCCACUCCAAACACGCCUGGAAGCGUUCAGCUCGAGUGCUUUUUCAUCCUCGCCAAGAUUUCUUAAAUGUCUAAACCCCAUUAAGUCAUCUCCCUUUUCAGC